Messenger RNA from Leptopilina heterotoma, 1070 nucleotides. It is a transcript of the gene NC2beta, whose product is annotated as protein Dr1. Gene Ontology annotation, molecular function: core promoter sequence-specific DNA binding; protein heterodimerization activity; general transcription initiation factor activity. NCBI's taxonomy places the organism in Eukaryota, Metazoa, Arthropoda, Insecta, Hymenoptera, Figitidae. The record is from RefSeq and is a predicted model, not a curated record. Gene Ontology annotation, biological process: positive regulation of transcription by RNA polymerase II; negative regulation of transcription by RNA polymerase II; chromatin remodeling. The coding region runs from base 387 to 890 and encodes 167 amino acids. The transcript has 2 exons. Gene Ontology annotation, cellular component: negative cofactor 2 complex.
GUCAGCCAUUUUUAUUUUCUAAUUGCAUUAUGUAUUUUUAUAAAUAAAAACUAAAUUCUUAUUAAUUGUGGGUCAUUAUUUAAUGAUUCAAUGUCAAAUUCAGAUUUAUAAUACAGCUUUCGCUUCAAGAAAUCAGUAAAACUGGUUUGUUUAUGCUUGAAUGCCUUAUCUUUAAUAUUAUAUGAAAAAAUGGUGACGUUAGAAUUCGUGUGUAUAUAAUAGCAAAUAAUUCAAUAAUUACUUGCAAAUUAAAAUAACUCGCAAACGCUUUUUAUAGUAAACAAAUAAAAGAGGAGAUCAAAAACGUCUUUUUCUAUUUCUGAAACAAAUCGUUAGAAAGUUUCUUUCUUUUUUUGGAAACGACGUACAUUUCAAUAAAAACACAAAUGGCCUCGGCAGGAAUGUCACCAACGGAGGACGACGAGUUGACUCUUCCUCGAGCGGCGAUAAAUAAAAUGAUAAAAGAAAUUCUGCCCCACGUUCGAGUGGCUAAUGAAUCACGCGAAUUGAUUCUCAACUGUUGUACAGAAUUUAUACAUUUAUUAUCAUCGGAAGCAAAUGAAAUUUGUAAUCAACAUCAAAAGAAAACAAUAAACGCCGAACACAUUUUACAAGCUUUGCACAAUCUUGGAUUUGGUGAUUACAGUGCAGAGGCUGAGGCUGUUUUACGUGAUUGUAAAGCCGUGGCAGCAAAGAGGCGAAGACAAAGUACAAGACUGGAGAAUUUGGGUAUUCCAGAGGAGGAAUUACUUCGUCAACAACAGGAACUCUUUGCGAAGGCAAGAGAGGAACAAGCUGUCGCCGAACAACAACAAUGGCAGCAAUUACAAGCUGUAGCUCAAAUGGCAUCAAUGCAACAAAUUAAAACAGAAGAAGAUGAUUAUUCGUAAAAAAAAGUAAAAAAAAAAAAUAAAAUGGAAAUUAAAUCUCCCGUCAAUUUUUCUGUGACAUUAAUGAACUGCAGUUUAUAAUUAUAUCUAUAAUAUAAGAGAAAGGAGAAUUUAAGUUAAAAGAAGUGUACAAUGACAAAUUUAAGUUUAUAAUAAAAAAUAAAUACAAUGUGAUACAAA